Messenger RNA from Toxotes jaculatrix (banded archerfish), 4645 nucleotides. RefSeq names its product zinc finger and BTB domain containing 33 (gene zbtb33). The coding region runs from base 188 to 2068 and encodes 626 amino acids. Gene Ontology annotation, molecular function: DNA-binding transcription factor activity, RNA polymerase II-specific; RNA polymerase II cis-regulatory region sequence-specific DNA binding; protein binding. NCBI's taxonomy places the organism in Eukaryota, Metazoa, Chordata, Actinopteri, Toxotidae. The transcript has 2 exons. The record is from RefSeq and is a predicted model, not a curated record. Gene Ontology annotation, biological process: regulation of transcription by RNA polymerase II. Gene Ontology annotation, cellular component: nucleus.
AUGGUUUCACUUUUGUGUGUGGUGUUAAGGCUACACUACGGCGACUCCUUGUGGCUGAUCCGCUAGCGGGGAGCAGCAGGGGGAGGCGGUCUGCUGUUAGCCGUUGUUUGUAGCCAGAUAAGUAACUGUCUGCUGGAGGUGGUGGCUGUUGUGCUUAGCCUUGGCUGAAAACAUCAAGGUUGCAGACAUGCCAAGUCUAAAGCUGAUAUCUGCGACUGAUACACAAUAUUCAGCAGCUGUGCUGAAGUCGAUGAAUGAGCAGAGAAAUCAUGGAUUAUUUUGCGAUGUCACCAUCAUCAUACAGGACAAGAAAUUCAGAGCUCACAAAACUGUUCUGUCUGCCUCGAGUACAUAUUUCCACCAGCUCUUCAGCGUAGCUGGACAAGUGAUUGAGUUAAACUUCAUCCGAGCAGAGAUCUUUGAGGAGAUUCUCAAUUACAUGUACAGCUCCAAGAUCGUCCGUGUGCGCUCCGACAUGCUUGAGGAGCUCAUAAAUGCUGGACAGAUACUGGGAGUGAAGUUCAUUGCAAACUUGGGGUCACCAUUAUCACAAGUUAAGGGUCUGCCUGGUUUGUCAAAAGAGGCGGAAAACAAAAGCGACACAUCCACAGAGAUGAUGCCGAUCAUCACAGAGUCCUUCUCAAUAUCUGCAGAGGAAUUCAAUCAGACAGUUAGACCUGCAGGUAAUGACGACGACUCUGACAGUGACGUUAUGUUUGUCUCAAAAACCGAUGCUCAAACCAGAGCAGCCAAUCAGAAAGCCAACUCUGGUGAGGUCAUUGAUGUGGAUAUAGCUGAUUCAGAAAAUGGGGCAUCGAACCAAAAUAAAGAAUCAAAUCACGCAGUUGCAAAACAUAAAGAAAAAGCCACAGCCACCUCAAGAACACAAUCUGAAGAGACUCCCAGUAUCAGUUGUCCUGACCCCAGUUUGCCAGACAGCAGCUCUCUGCACAGUCCAGUCUCCUGCUCCAAUAACUCGUCUUCCCCUGCCAGAAUUUCCUCAGGAAGUGCUCCCACAACACCAGCCAGGUCAAGCAGUUUCACAACCGAGCCCUCGAGUGCCUCUCAGUCCUCUGAAAACAGCGAUAUGAUGGGAGUCCACAAGAAACAAGUCUCUACUUCUCAGCAGGGGAAUUUCAAAAUAAGGCUCUUAGACGUUUCUGAAAGUCCAGCUAAUCAGGCUAACAUUCCCAAAUCAGCAAUAGCAGCAAAAAAGACAGUGACUCUCAAUACAGCCACAGAGAUUGAUUCCAUUUCUUCAGGCUGUAAAGUAUAUGCCAAUAUUGGAGAAAAUACUUAUGACAUUGUCCCAGUGAAAGAGGAUCCAGGCGAAGGAGGCUCUAAAGCCAAUAAAGGGAAGAGAUCGUUUAUGGCAACACCUUUGAAACCCUUUGAUAAAGCAUCGUUGUCACCAAAGGCUGCCCCGAACAAGAAGAGGACCAAAACUGAGCUUGAGGAUCACUACGAGCUCAUCAUGGAUGGGAAGACUUUCUACGUGUGCAUCGUCUGCAAGCGGCCCUACGUGUGUCUCACGAGUCUCCGGCGUCACUUCAACACUCACUCUUGGGAAAAGAAGUACCCGUGUCGCUACUGUAACAAAGUUUUUGCCUUGGCCGAGUACAGAACUAAACAUGAAAUCCAUCACACAGGGGAGCGGAGGUACCAGUGCUUGGUGUGCAAUGAAAUGUUCAUAAACUACCAGCUACUGUCCACCCACUGCAAGCAAGUCCACAACCAGGAUCCCAGCGGAAGGAAAGAGAAGGACGACGCUGACAACAACUUAUACCGCCUGCUGCCCUGUAAAACGGUGCAGAUGAAGCCGUACUCAUGGACGACUGAAGGGCCAGGGGUCCCUGUCAUCUCGGAGGACGGCAGCGUGCAUCACAUAACCACCGUCGGUGAAGAUGUCAACUCUUCCACCCAGAGCAGGAUGUUGAACUGGGAUGACAUCUUCGUAGAGCCCGAUGCACACAUGCCGCCUGGUGCCCACGCCCGACCAGGCUCCACUAUAAACACUCCUCCGCAGGGAACCACAGAGUUUGACUUUGUUAUACCAGAGACCUACUGAGCAGCACCUGUUGCUCCGUUACCCGUGCCUUUUUAGGUGCCCCCCCUCCCCACUCUUUCUUCCUCUUUGGUUCCAUGUCAACAAUACUCUUCUGUACUUCUCAGUAGUGUCAGCGUAAGGUUCGGUCACAUCAGUCUUUCUGUUUGAUGAAAAUUUGUGGUAUAAUAUUGUACUAGACAUGGUGUUGAUGCAGAUCCAAACGGUUGAAGUUGAUCGAAGGUGAACUCUGAACUCUGAAGAGUCAGCUGACGAUUGCAUCAAAACAGGAAGCGGAUGCUUGAAUUUAUCAGUCGUUACAGCUUCAGUUAAAGUGAAAGGGAGACGGUGCGAAUAGUUGACAGCUGACAGGAAGUUAAUGUGACCGUACCUUCACUCAUGUUACUCUACUUCGAUCGUUGUUGUCAUUGGAAUAAAUGAUAAUGACAUUAGCAUAUACAGUGCAUCCGGAAAGGAUUCACAGCGCUUCACUUUUUCCACAUUUCGUUAUGUUACAGCCUUAUUCCAAAAUGGAUUAAAUUCAUUUUUUCCCCUCAAAAUUCUACACAAAACACCCCAUAAUGACGAUGUGAAAACAGAUUUUUUGAAAUGUUAGCAAAUUAAUUAAAAAUCAAAAAUCAAGAAAUCACAUGUACAUAAGUACUCACAGCCUUUGGUCAACACUUUGUUGAUGCACCUAUGGCAGCAAUUACAGCCUCAAGUCAUCUUGAAUAUGAUGCCACAAGCUUGGCACACCUAUCUUUGGGCAGUUUUGCCCGUUUCUCUUUGCAGAACCUCUGAAGCUCCAUCAGGUUGGAUGGGCAGCGUCGGUGCACAGCCAUUUUCAGAUCUCUCUAGAGAUGUUCAGUCGGAGAGUCUGGGCUCUGGCUAGGCUGCUCAAGGACAUUCACAGUGUUGGUCUGAAGCCACUCCUUUGUUAUCUUGGCUCUAUGCUCAGGGUUGUUGUCCUGCUGAAAGAUGAACCAGCACCCCAGUCUGAGGUCAGGGGCGCUCUAGAGCAGGGUUUUCAUCCAGGAUGUCUCUGUACAUUGCUGCAUUCAUCUUUCCCUCUAUCCUGACUAGUGUCCCAGUUCAUGUCGCUGAAAAACAUCCCCGCAGCAUGAUGCUGCCACCGCCAUGCUUCACUGUAAGGAUGGUAUUGUCCAGGUGAUGAGCGGUGCAUGGUUCCCUCCAAACAUGAUGCCUGGCAUUCACGCUAAAGAGUUCAAUUUUUGUCUCAUCAGACCAGAGAAUUUUGUUACUCAAAGUUUGAGAGUCCUUCAGUCCUUGGUUUGUGCUCUGACAUGCACUGUCAACUGUGAGGCCUUAUAUAGACAGGGGUGUGCCAUUCCAAAUCAUGUCCAUUCAACUGCAUUUACCACAGGUGGACUCCAAUUAAGCUGUAGAAACAUUUCAAGGAUGAUCAGUGGAAACAGGAUGCACCUGAGCUCAAUUUUGAGCUUUAUAGCAAAGGCUGUGAAUACUUAAGUGCAUGUGAUUUCUUUAUUUUUGAUUUUUAAUAAAUUUGCAAAUAUUUCAAAAAAGCUGUUUUCACAUUGUCAUUAUGGGGUGUUGUGUGUAGAAUUUUGUGGGAAAAAAAUGAAUUUAAUCCAUUUUGGAAUAAGGCUGUAACAUAACGAAAUGUGGAAAAAGUGAAGCGCUGUGAAUGUCUUCCGGAUGCACUGUAAACAUAGAGGUGGUUCUCACACAGUAAUCAAGUUAAUGUGAAUGACAAAAGCAAGAAUCAGAGAUUCAAAUCAUGUAUCAGCCAGACACUUUCAGCUAAAGGAUCAGAAGCACAAAGCACUGAAAUAUGAAGCAUUUAAAUGGUGCUCUGUCUUGUUUUGGAUACAGUUAAUGACAUUAAGCAGCCCGCUGAGCCCCAUUUAAUAAAAUAGAAAUGGGGUUACCUACUUAAGAGUGUGAAACCUCAGUUGAUAAUUAUGUAACCAGGUGACCUUUUUUCUGGUCAGGAUACAUCAAUGCAUUUAUGUCUUUAAAACACAUAAUGAAAUAAAACAUGGUUGCCCCAAAUGCAGUAUCAACUGAAUCUCAGUCUGUGAUUGAAGAUCAGAUGGAAAUCUUCUGGACUGAUCGUUCCUGGUCCCCGUUUUGAGACCUAAUUCCUAAUUCUGUACAAGAGAAUAUGAUCCGAAAUAUAUUUUUUCAUUAUGUGAUUGUUGGCGGUUCCUCAUCCGGGUAUUGUGGCAGGGAUGGCAUACAAUGCUUAUUUAAUUUUUUCAGUGGUCGGGAAACAAUUAUGGUUAAUUUUUUUGUCCAUUAAACACCUUUUGUUUUAUUUUGAUGCACCUGUACAUUUUUAUUUCCUAUAAUUUCUGUGUUUUGUUUUUUAUAUAUAUGAAAUGUUAUUUUAACGCCAAAAUCUGCCCGACUACAUACUGUAGGCUAGAGAUUUUGCAUAAAAAUGUGAUUGUAGGAUUGACAUAAACUGAGGAUUAUUUCAGUCCAUACAGAUAGCACUUAGUUUUGGAUCUUGCAGAAUAUUUUUUUGUAAUAUUUUUACUUUCUAAUUCUGUUUUUCCAUUGUGUCUGAGGGUAGUGAUUGGUCAGUAUGAGUAAAAAAAAAAAAAAAAAAAAAAA